Sipha flava (yellow sugarcane aphid) is the source of this 1332-nucleotide messenger RNA. It is a transcript of the gene TrpRS-m, whose product is annotated as tryptophan--tRNA ligase, mitochondrial. Gene Ontology annotation, cellular component: mitochondrial matrix; mitochondrion. Gene Ontology annotation, molecular function: ATP binding; tryptophan-tRNA ligase activity. Bases 223 to 1320 code for a protein of 365 amino acids. The transcript is spliced from 7 exons. The record is from RefSeq and is a predicted model, not a curated record. NCBI's taxonomy places the organism in Eukaryota, Metazoa, Arthropoda, Insecta, Hemiptera, Aphididae. Gene Ontology annotation, biological process: mitochondrial tryptophanyl-tRNA aminoacylation.
AUGUUUCUUUAUCGAUGUGAUAGAAUUUUGUGUUCCUAAGAAUCGAACUUUUUUUUUAUGUUUGAUUAUAUUUAAGUAUCUUUAGUUACCUAUCUGUUAAGUUCGUAUGUAGUAAUUAGGUUGGAUGUUCAGUAUCGGCUCCGUAAACGAUUUCAUAAUAUUGCUCCGACUUCAGUAGGAGUUUUUUUAUCAUUUUGCACUCCUAAGAAAUAUUUAAACUUAAUGUUGUCAAACAAGAUUCCCUACGCUUGUCAUAUGAUUGUACGCUCUUGUCAUUCAAGUGUUAAAUGGAAGGAAAAAGUAUUUUCUGGUAUACAGCCAACAGGUACAUUACAUUUGGGCAAUUAUUUUGGUGCUGUGUCCAAAUGGGUUAAGUUACAAAACGAAGACAGAGAAGUCUUUUAUAGCAUUGUUGACUUGCACUCGAUUACCUUGCCAUAUGAUGCUAAGAAAUUAGAAAAAAAUGUGCUGCUCAUGACGGCAAGUCUAAUUGCAUGUGGUAUUAAUCCUGAAAGAAGUACAUUGUUCUUACAGUCUCAAGUACCUGAACAUACACAGUUGAGUUGGGUUCUUGGAUGUUUAACUACAAUGCCUAGAUUAGGUCAGUUACCUCAGUUUAAAGAAAAAUCUGCAACUUUAAAAGAUGUUCCCCUUGGUUUGUACUUAUAUCCAAUUUUACAAGCAGCAGACAUACUUUUAUAUAAAGCUACUAAAGUGCCUGUUGGCGAAGAUCAAAUCCAAAAUUUGCAAUUAGCUCAUAGUUUAGCUCGCACAUUUAAUAGACAAUAUGGUGAAACAUUUCCUAUAUCAGAAGUUCUUGUUCAGCAGGAUUGCUCUUCAAGGAUAAGAAAUCUUCGUGACCCUACAAAAAAAAUGUCCAAAUCCCAUCCAGAUAAACGUGGAAAAAUAGAUAUCACAGAUACACCAGAUGAUAUUGUAGAAAAAGUAAAAAAGGCGGUUACAGAUUGUACAUCGCAAAUAACAUAUGAUCCAGAUAACCGACCAGGAGUUUCUACACUUUUAACCAUGCAUUCCCUUAUUUCUGGACUUUCCCCAGAAGAAAUUUGUGAAGAAAAUAAAUUAUUGGACACUGGACGGUAUAAACUUAUAGUUGCAGAAGCAUUAGUUGAAAAAUUUACCCCUAUACGUCAAGAGAUUAUAAAAUUAAUGGAUUCACCUGAAUAUUUGAGUAAAGUGCUCCAAGAAGGACAGAAAAAAGCACAUUUAAUUGCUUUAGAGACAUGGCAAGAAGUAGCUUCAAAAAUUGGUACAAUACCAAAUAACAUAAUUGAAAAUCAAUUUUUGAAAAAUAAAAACUGAUUUCUAAUUUGA